This is a messenger RNA of Tripterygium wilfordii, 774 nucleotides long. RefSeq names its product lamin-like protein. Lineage: Eukaryota; Viridiplantae; Streptophyta; Magnoliopsida; Celastrales; Celastraceae. The coding region runs from base 118 to 627 and encodes 169 amino acids. The record is from RefSeq and is a predicted model, not a curated record. The transcript has 2 exons. Gene Ontology annotation, cellular component: plasma membrane. Gene Ontology annotation, molecular function: electron transfer activity.
UUCACAUUAUUUGUGUGGUUUGUUAGUAAAUGAAUACAGUAUGCAUGCGAGGCAGAUUCUUAAGCCUUCAAACAAGGCCAAGUAUAGUUCAAAGAAAUAGCAAAAAGAGCUGUGAGAAUGGAGGGUCUGAGGAAGAAGUGCUUCUUGUUGAUGGUGUUUAUGGCAACCAUGUUGUUGGCAGAUUGCAGAAAACCUGUACUCCACAGGGUUGGCGGAGGGAAGUAUUCCUGGGCACCAAAUUUUAACUUCUCUGAGUGGGCUAGUCAUGAAGAAUUUUACGUUGGUGAUUGGCUCUAUUUCGGAUUCGACAAGCAGCGAUACAAUGUUCUGGAGGUGAACAAGACUGGCUACGACAAGUGCAUCGACACUAAUUUCGUCAUGAACAUAACAAGGGGAGGGAGGGAUGUCUUUAACCUGACAGAACCAAAACCCUACUACUUCAUCAGCGGCGGAGGCUACUGCUUCAAGGGGAUGAAGCUUGCAAUCACUGCAAAGGACAGCCCACCGGCUUCACCAAUUGUGAUCGCUAGCGGUUCUCCAACAGCCACCUGCUGCAUACAAAUUACCCUGCUAACUAUGUUUGCCUUAACAUUGGCCAGCAAAAUCCUCUUCAACAAGUUUAUUUAAAGAGACAAUCUUCCGCUAGGGAGCUGCUCUUUUUCCUUUAUAUAUGAAGUAGUACUAAUAGUGGUGUGAGAAUAAGGGAAUAUCAUUUGCAGUUGUAAUAAUAAUAUAACAACUCUAGUAUAUCUACAAGUUACUUUAUAAUUUUCA